Molecule: messenger RNA, 1489 nt
Organism: Lampris incognitus (smalleye Pacific opah)
Lineage: Eukaryota; Metazoa; Chordata; Actinopteri; Lampriformes; Lampridae
Gene: suclg2
Product: succinate-CoA ligase GDP-forming subunit beta
Exons: 13
Coding region: 1-1431 (476 amino acids)
Biological process (GO): succinyl-CoA metabolic process; tricarboxylic acid cycle
Cellular component (GO): succinate-CoA ligase complex; mitochondrion
Molecular function (GO): ATP binding; metal ion binding; succinate-CoA ligase (GDP-forming) activity
Source: RefSeq, a predicted model, not a curated record
AUGAUACGAUGCAAUGCGUGGGCACUGAGAAGCCAGAUAGAGGAUCUCUGCACCAAUGCCAAGUGGAAAGGCAUGGAGGGUCAUGGCCCAAUAGCAGACUGUGUUCACCAGCAGCUGCAAUUCUUUCGUGUCAACAUGGCGGCAUCCAUGGCAUCACAGGCUAUUUCAAAAGGACUGCGAGCAGCAACUUCGAAGCACCUUUUUCUUGACAAAUUCAAGUGCACACGUCUGAGUCCCAGGAGAUGGCUGAACCUCCAAGAGUACCAGAGCAAGAAGUUGAUGCAGGAGAGUGGUGUGGCUGUUCAGCGAUUCUAUGUGGCUGAUACAGCCUCCGAGGCCCUGGAGGCUGCAAAGAGACUCAAUGCAAAGGAGAUUGUACUGAAAGCCCAGAUUCUCGCUGGCGGCCGAGGGAAAGGCGUGUUCGACAGUGGCCUUAAAGGUGGAGUGCACUUAACUAAGGACCCUGCAGUGGUUGGCGAGCUAGCCAAUAAGAUGCUGGGAUUCAACCUGACUACCAAACAGACACCUAAAGAUGGAGUUAAAGUAAAAACGGUGAUGGUGGCUGAGGCCCUAGACAUAAGCAGGGAGACCUACUUUGCCAUUCUGAUGGACCGUUCCUGUAACGGCCCAGUCAUGGUGGGCAGCCCCCAGGGAGGAAUGGACAUUGAGGAAGUAGCUGCUAGCACCCCAGAACUCAUCUUCAAGGAAGUCAUAGAUAUAUUUGAAGGUGUGCAAGAAGACCAGGCACUGCGCAUGGCAGCUAAUUUGGGUUUCAAAGGAACUCUGCAGAGACAGGCAGCAGAUCAGAUUAAGAGGCUCUAUGAUCUGUUCCUGAAAGUUGACGCCACUCAAGUCGAAGUCAAUCCUCUCGGAGAGACUCCCGAAGGACAAGUGGUGUGCUUUGAUGCCAAGAUCAACUUUGACGACAACGCAGAGUUCCGUCAGAAGGCGGUGUUUGCCAUGGAUGACAUGACCGAGAGCGACCCCACAGAGACAGAGGCAGCCAAGUGGGACCUCAAAUAUAUUGGAUUGGAUGGAAACAUCGCCUGCUUUGUGAAUGGGGCUGGGCUGGCUAUGGCCACAUGUGACAUCAUUGACCUGCACGGAGGGAAGCCCGCUAACUUUCUGGACCUGGGAGGAGGAGUCAAGGAGAAGCAAGUGUAUGAAGCCUUUAAGCUCCUCACCGCUGACCCGAAGGUGGAGGCUAUCCUGGUAAACAUCUUUGGGGGCAUUGUGAACUGCGCCAUCAUUGCCAACGGCAUCACCAAGGCCUGCCGUGAGUUGGAGCUCAAGGUGCCUCUGGUGGUCAGGCUGGAAGGGACAAACGUCCAAGAGGCCAAGAGGAUUCUGUCAGAGAGCGGGCUGCCCAUCACAUCAGCAGACAACCUGGAUGAUGCCGCCAGGAAGGCUGUGGCCGCCAUCAAGAAAUAGGCACCCUGACAUCAGCAACCUUUGACCCCACCCACCUCAACCACUAGGACAUCACCGC